UAAAGUGUUUGGGUGCAGCUUUGUGUUGAAUUGCCUCACCCAUCAUCAUCAUCCCUAGUGUGAGAUCAUCAUCCAGACAAACAAGAAAUCCCUUUAUUUCCCUUAUCACGGAGGCAUGCUUGACAUUAAAACGGUUCAGGGAAUCCUAUCUGGUCAAGGAGGGUUGACGUUUUUCCAGGCCCUGCAGGAAUAGCACAUGUGUGCAUAAAGCAGGGAAAAUGAGUACGGGGAAGCCAAGUGGUCUCAAACCACCCACCAAGAUUGGUAAACCAGCUUCGGCGCCAACCAAAACUUCGCCCACGUCAGCUGGUGCCAAGGCUGUAACAUCUCCGACCUCCAAUAGCGGCCAAGAUGCGCCGUCAGAUUUCUCUGUUGGCGAACGUGUUUGGGUCAACGGAAAUAAGCCCGGUUCUGUGCAGUUCAUCGGAGGGACUCAGUUUGCACCGGGCCAGUGGGCAGGAAUAGUUCUAGACGAGCCCAUCGGGAAGAACGAUGGCUCUGUGUCUGGAGUGCGCUACUUCCAGUGUGUGGACUUGCGAGGCAUAUUUACUCGGCCCUCCAAACUCUCUCGUACUCCCGUGGCAGAGCGCAAGACCAAUGGCACGCAGACUCCCGCCAACAAGGCCUCUGCCUCCCCUGCCAAAGAUCCUGCUCCUGUCACUCAGACCAUUAGUGCAACCACCAAGUCCUCAUCAAACCUUACCAGGGCCACCAGCGAGUCUGCAUCCAAUAUGUCUGAGACGGAUUCGGCCAAGAAGUUACAGCGGGACAUGAAGCUGGGUGAUCGUGUGCUGGUUGCAGGAUCCAAGGCAGGUGUUGUGCGUUUCCUGGGCGAAACUGACUUCGCGAAAGGUGAAUGGUGUGGCGUUGAGCUGGACGAGCCUCUUGGCAAGAAUGAUGGGGCAGUAGCUGGUGCAAGGUAUUUUCAGUGCCUCCCAAAGUAUGGACUAUUCGCUCCUACGCACAAAGUCACACGCAUCGGAUUCCCGUCCACCACCACUGCCAAAUCCAAAGCCUCCAGGCGCAGGUCGACCCUAAAGAACAGCCCCAGCGCAUCUUCCGUCAGCUCCCUCAGCUCUGUCACCUCCUCAGCAGGAGGCAACCCUAGCCGAGCGGGCCUGCUCACAGAGACGUCUGCACGGUACGCACGGAAGAUCUCAGGCACCACGGCCCUGCAGGAGGCCCUGAAGGAGAAGCAGCAGCACAUCGAGCAGCUCCUGGCUGAGCGGGACCUGGAGAGGACGGAAGUGGCACGAGCCACAAGCCAUGCUGGAGAGGUGCAGCAAGAGCUGGCACUGCUCAGACAGGGCCAGGAACAGUACGCCAACGAGAUGGAAGCCAAGUUGGACCAGUUGCGGAGACUUGUGGAGACUGCAGACCGAGAUAAAGUGGAGCUGAUGAAUCAACUGGAAGAGGAAAAAAGAAAAGUGGAGGACCUGCAGUUCCGUGUAGAAGAAGCUUAUAUUACCAAAGGUGACCUAGAGACGCAGACCAAACUGGAGCAUGCCCACAUUAAGGAGCUCGAACAGAGUCUUCUGUUUGAAAAGACCAAAGCAGAUAAACUCCAGAGGGAGUUAGAGGAUACUAGGGUCGCCACGGUGUCCGAGCGCUCCAGGAUCAUGGAGCUGGAAAAGGAGGUGUCCGACCUGCAGCUUCAGCUGAGAACUCUUCGAGCCGAGACCUCGGGAUCAGCCUCCCCUCCAUUACAAGACAAAAAGAUCAAGGAGCUGAACUUUGAGUUGGAGAACAGACAGAAGGAGGUGCUUCUGUUCCAGCAGAAACUCUCCUCCUCUGAACAGGAGAAAACAUCCCUCCAGCAGCAGCUGCAAGAUCUGACAAAUAAGCUUGACUCAGCAGCAGAGGACAAUAAUAAAGCAACACUAGCAAUGCAAGAAAUGGAAAGGAACAUGAAAACGGAGAGAGAGAAGCUGGAUCAGGUGUCCAGGGAGAAGGAGGAACUGCAGAAGAAACAGGUGAAGGAUGAAGAGAGAGAGAUUCGGAUGAAGGAGCUGAAGGAGAAGUUGGGCCAAACAGAAGGAGAGUUGAGCAGAAUCACAGAGAGGAGCGUUGGGCCGGAACGGCAGGUGGCGGAACUGAAAGCCUACAAGAACCAAACCCAGUCUGAUGAAAACCUGGAGCAGAUGAUGCACAAGAAUAAGGAGUUGCAGGAGGAGCUUGAGGCCCUGAAGCAGCAGAACUCUCAGUAUCAGGAGCAGUUGUGUUCAGAAACUCAGCGCAUCGGGAACCUCUGCAAAGAAAUUGAGGAGGUAAAACUGUCAGCCAAUCAGAAGUCUCAGAGGCAGGUGUCGCUCCAGGACGAGAAAGGGAUGUUGGCUCAGGAGUUGGACGUCUACAACCAGCAGCUUGAUGACGAAGCUUUGACUAGCCAUCUGGAGAUUACAGAGAGAGAGAAUUCCAAUGCAGUGAUGUCCGAUAAAGACAAAGAGCUAGAGACACUACGAAAUGAGAUUGCAGUGCUGCGUGGGGAAAAUGCCAUGGCCAAGACGCUGCAGUCGGCCGUGACGUCUCUAGAGCGGGACAAAGCCCAGCUGCAGAGCCGAGUGAACAGCUUGGAGGAAAAGCUGGAGGGCCGGGAGACGGGGAAUGGAGAGGAAGUCAUCUCAGUGGGUGAUCCUACUUUGGACCAACUGAGAGAAGAGAAAGAGUUUGCUGAGGGACAGAUCAACUUCCUGAACUCUGUGAUUGUGGACCUCCAGAGGAAGAAUGAUGAACUAAAGGUGAAGCUGAAGAAAAUGGCGUUGACCGAGUUCAAUGGAAAUGAUGAAAAUGAUGAUCUUGGUAAGGACAAAAAGAAGAAGAAAGCCCCACCACGCGUCUUCUGCGACAUCUGCGACUGCUUCGACCUGCACGACACGGAGGACUGUCCCACGCAAACGCAGUCCCCAGACUCGCCUCCGCACACCACCUACCACGGGGCCCGCAGCGGCGAACGGCCGUACUGCGACAUCUGUGAGGCGUUCGGUCACUGGACAGAUUCUUGCAACGAUGACCAAACCUUCUGAACUUCUCUUCAACCCCUCCGCCUGUGAGCAGGCUAUGCACAGAUCGCUUUCAACCAGAUUAUUCGCUAUUUUUCUACACAGCGUAUAUACAUUCGAACCUCUUGUACAUUCCUUGAAACGUAUCCGUCCAUAUGAAGGCUAAGGUAUGCUGCAUUGAUGGAAUUUGAAUUAUGAAGAUGAGAGAUAUUUCUAUGUGUUACUAAUACCGUUUUGUGUGUUUCAUAAGUUUUUGAUCCACCGAUGAAUUACCAGCAAGAAAAAUAGGCCCGGUUUAAUGAUACUUUGCUGUGUAUUUAAAGCUGCUGAGUGUAAUUUCUACUCCCCCAGAGGCUCAAAAUGGAAUUGCAAAAAUAAUGACCAUUUUCAAACAGGUUUCUCAAACACUCCUUUUCUUCCAUUGUAGCUCCGCCCCAAACUCACGCCAUUGGUUGAGUCAGAAGUUGACAUUUCGGACGGCUCAAACAAACAGCGAUGUUUUGAAAGCGCCACAGAGUGUGUUCGAAAUGGUUUACUAGCACACUGCAAACCGCUCAGUUUACUCUGAAUAUUGCCCACAAUGUUUUUAAGUAGUAUAUGAAACGGUACACAUUAUGCAACAAUGAAUAAUACGGCAAGAAAAUUUAGUUAAAAAUCAUAGCUUCCAGUUUUUCUGUCACACGUAAAAUCGACUCAAGACGAGCACACUGCAUUAUGUGAUUGAUUUUAAACUGCAGAUUUUUACUCAGGCAUUCUAAGCAUACCGAAAUUAUACAUACUAUGCACAGUAUAAAUACUAUAUACUGCAGAAACAUUACUAGCAGUAUGGUAGUAUGCUAUUGCGAACAUAGCCACCGUUGUUGCACUUUUUGGUAAUUCACCCUACGAACGGUUUACUUACAGUUGUAUCUGCACAUUAAACCAGGAUAGAAGAUUUUAAUGAAAUGAUUUUAAUGAAUAAAAAAUACACACUUCAGCUUAAGGAACUCAUAACGGACUGUUAUCACAGGCACAAAACCGUAUGACCAGUGCACCAAACUAAGCUGAAGCUAACCACUAUUAACUUAUUGCACUUCUCACUUUAAAUGUAUACAGCACAUGAGUUUAACUGCCAUUCUUUGAAACUAAGUUAUUCUUUUUACUGUUAAAUGUCAGACAUAUAGUCAUGAUAUUGUCAUAUGAAUGGCUUUUUAUGUGUAUUUUUGAUGUUAUGUCCUGUAGACUUCAGGCCUAUUCACACCAAGUCCAAAGUUUUGGCACAAAAAAAAGAUUAACUUUUUUGUUGUACGGACAAAAGA
Rhinichthys klamathensis goyatoka is the source of this 4297-nucleotide messenger RNA. It is a transcript of the gene clip1b, whose product is annotated as CAP-GLY domain containing linker protein 1b. The record is from RefSeq and is a predicted model, not a curated record. Bases 219 to 3023 code for a protein of 934 amino acids. Gene Ontology annotation, cellular component: cytoplasm; nucleus; microtubule plus-end. Lineage: Eukaryota; Metazoa; Chordata; Actinopteri; Cypriniformes; Leuciscidae. The transcript is spliced from 22 exons. Gene Ontology annotation, molecular function: microtubule plus-end binding. Gene Ontology annotation, biological process: positive regulation of microtubule polymerization; cytoplasmic microtubule organization.